Hippocampus zosterae (dwarf seahorse) is the source of this 3737-nucleotide messenger RNA. Its product is annotated as E3 ubiquitin-protein ligase MSL2-like. Gene Ontology annotation, cellular component: MSL complex. Gene Ontology annotation, molecular function: ubiquitin protein ligase activity. The transcript is spliced from 4 exons. The record is from RefSeq and is a predicted model, not a curated record. Bases 846 to 2744 code for a protein of 632 amino acids. NCBI's taxonomy places the organism in Eukaryota, Metazoa, Chordata, Actinopteri, Syngnathiformes, Syngnathidae.
UUCCACUUCCGCCCCCACCUAAAACGGUAACCAUGGUAACUCACGAAGUCUCGCGUGAGUUCGUUUAGCGUCGCGCGAGAAAAGCAAUAUCUAUGGAGAGAGGGACUUGAUCCGAGGAAGUGCAAAUCAAAUGAUUGAUGAAAUUUCCGAAAGGCACAGCGAGCUUCAUGUGUCCUUUCCCCGGCCGCCCGUUACGGUAGCUCGCACGGAAGAAACCACCAACACCACGGGAUCAACUAACAUCCAGACCCACCCUGUCUACAAGGCAGCCCGGAGGGAAUUUGAACAUUUCCGAUAGCUCUAUUUUUUGGGGGGCGAAGCUAACAAUGCUAACUUUAGCUUUGUUUACAUGUAUCGCGCGCGUCGUAACUGGGAGCUAAUCGCAAACCGAAUCUGUUUAACCACCACGUACGACCCCGACGUUAUUUUUUAGCACAAUUAAGCGACUUGUUUUGAAAAUACUUUAUUUAUGGCCAGUCGAGCGACUUCUCGCGCGAGGCUAGAAGCCGCCGACACCACCGCCAGCGAGCUAGCUAGCUUGCUAAGCUAACAGGCUAGGCUACGCUAUACAAUGCUACCCCUUUGAAGAUGGCUAUACAACUACAACGUUCGUCCCUACUGCGAGUCAGAAUGUGAACAAUUAUGACGUCGUGCGAACCAGCGUUUCCACCAAAGAGCGCUGAUAUUGAUAGAUUUUAGAUACACUACAAAUGGCUUGCAGCUUACUCUCCACUCCGAUACUGGAUUGAUUAAAAGAAGCGUCAGUAGCCCCCUCUGCCUAGCUUGGAUAUAAACUUCCACAUCCACGCGCGGCGUACCCCGACCCCUCCCCCAGAGAGGCGGCGAUGAACCCGGUUAACGCCGCCGCGCUGUACGUGUCCGCCAGCCGGGCCGUGCUGCAGUGCGACCCGCGGCAGCCGCACACCUUCUCGGACAUGUACACGCUGCUGCCCUUCUUCCGACAAUCGUUGGCAUGUCUCGUCUGUGGUGAGCUCGUGCGGGAUCCGGUGUCGGCGCCGCACCCCGGUUGUCCGCACCACGUGUGUCUGGGCUGCCGGGGCCAGAAGACGACAGCGGGGCGGGCGGCUUGCGGCCGCUGCCGGGACGCGGCCGGCUUCCGAGAGGACAAGCAGCUGUCGCUGCUGGUGCGGCUCUACCGAAAGCUUUGCGUCUACGUGGCCCACUCGGCGCUGCUGCCGUGCGUCAGCGCCAACGCUGAGCUGAUGGCGCUUCUGGAGGAGGCGCUGGUGGUACCGGCGGAGGACGCAGAGUCGCCGGACGCUCAGGAUUCCUCUGCAAGAGCACCGGACGGCGAGUUGGUGAAAAGCGAGCCCGAGGAUGACCGGCAGCCCGUGGACGACGGUGAGUUGGCGAAUAGCGAGCCCGCGGACAAAGAGUUGGCGGACGGCGAGCCCGCCGAGGAUGGCGACGUGGAGCCGGAAGCCAUCGAGUCGACCGCCCCCACCAAGGAGCCGCGCCAACCUGCCGAGCUGUACCCGGAGCGCGGAUCGUGCAACCGUUCGCUCCUGGAGAGCCUGGAGCCCUCCUCGCCCGAGCUGGAGGUGUGCGAGCUGAUGGAGGAGCCGCUAGCUCCGCCCCCUGCUGAGGGACACUCCGCGUCCGACACGGCCACCCUGGAGCUGAGUCUCACCACUGGACCCUUCACCGCGGGAGCCUUUGCCCCCGGAUCCUUCCCCAACGGAGCCUUCACCCCCGCGCCGGGCGGCAGGGAGUUGGAGGAGGGCGAAGUGCUCCUCCUCAGCGUCGAGGAGGUUCUCCAGACUCUGGACCCCCUCCAGCCGCCCGCUGACGGCCCCCCGGACCGGCACUCUCACAUGUACCUGCAGUUGGACUCCGCGCACAACUACACGCAGCUCCACGCGGACAGGACUCACGUGACGCUGAGCCCGGCGUUCCCCCAUCCGCCUCUGGCCGUCCCCCCGCCCCCCUCGCCUUCCUCCUCACCGUCUUCGUCGUCGCGCCACAAACGCAAGCGCUCGCGGUCGGAGAGCGACCGCGAGCAGGUGAAGCCGCUCCCCAUCGCUUCCAUCCUGCAGGGGCCCACGUCGCCGCGCGCGCAGCACGCCGCCCCCGCCGCGCCCCCCCACGCUUAUUCAUCGCUAUACAACGGGGCGUCGCCCAAGCCCGCACGCCACCACCAUCACCACCACCAUCACCACCACCACCACCACAGCAAGGGCGCCCGCAAGCACGGCGAGCUGGGAGCCAAGAAGAAGGCUCGCUCGGGCGCCAAGUGCAAAGAGCGCGGCAAAGAGCAGCGCCUGCAACUGACCGGCUGCCUGGUGCCCCCCGCACCGCCGCGGCCCCCCUACAAGAAGCCCGUGGAGAAGAAAGGCUGCAAAUGCGGACGCGCCACCCAGAACCCUUCGGUGCUCACCUGCAGGGGGCAGCGAUGCCCCUGUUACUCCAACCGCAAGGCGUGCCUGGACUGCAUUUGCCGCGGCUGCCAGAACUCUUACAUGGCCAACGGCGAGAAGAAGCUGGAGGCAUUCGCCGUGCCCGAGAAGGCGCUGGAGCAGACGCGGCUCACGCUGGGCAUCAACCUCACCAGCAUCGCGGCGGCCGCCGCCCUCCGCGGCCCGCCGGGCGGCGGACUUCGCGCCGGCACCCUGCUCAACGUGGCCACGGCCACCGGCGCGCCCGUGGCCACCGCCUUUCUGUCGGCCAGCACCCCGCCGAGGGACCCCGCCUACGAGGACAGCCUGGAGCUGCUCAUUGGCUGAAUGCCCCGAAGAGGCGGGCCAGACUUUUUUUUUUUUUUUUAAUUUCUUUCGGGUGCUCAUCGAAUGUUACGGCCGCACGCCACACCUGGUCCCCUGAAUGGGGCGCACUAUGGCAGCUGCUCUUCUUCUGUGGUGGAAAAUGCGCAGUAGUCAGACUAGCGUGUCUGUGCCAAACCCUCCUGUAUCGUGCCUGUGUGCGCGCGCGUGUGUGUGUGUGUAAGAGAGAUCUACCCCCAACACUCAAAGGCAAUACCCCCCACCCCACCCAUCCUACCACCACGCCAUACCCCCAUGGCUCCCCCAUGAAUCCAUUUUUUAAAAUUUCUUCCACUGUGCAAGCGACCAUAACACGGAAGCACUUGUUGACUGACAUUUAGCGUCGCUAGCACUGAGCAUAAGGCGAAAAAAAAAAAACCUCCAGCGGUGCGUUCAAGGACAACGGCGACGUUUCUCUUAAAAGCAAAGACACAAGUUGUCUUCACCUUUUCAGCCCUCCCCAAAAAGAGUAUUUUUUUCACACCAAUUGAUUUGGUGCCGUGUUGUGAGAAUGACAUGUCUGAGGGUGUGCGAGAGAGUCUCUUGAUGCUUGAGAGAGAGGCUGUAUGCGUGCAUGCAUGAGAGAGAGUGUGUGUAUCCAAAUGCAUCGCCACUGUACGGGUCCAGCAAGUUAAGGACCAAUCAAACAUUUUUUUUUUGAAACCAACAAAGAAAAGUGCGUAAAAAUGAUCAUCGGAGUGAAUAAGACUUAAGAUAUCGAGCCUUCUCUCAAUUGUUAGCAGGCACGUUACAUCGUAACAACCAUCAGCAUAUAUAAUGUAAUCUUCCCAUAUGUGUGCAUUGAUGUGUGUCUUUUUGGGCAUUACUUGAAGUCGGAUUAGUUUUAGGUUGUUUUUUUUUGUAUCGCAAAUGGUGUUUGAGGAUGAAAACGUUCACUGCCAUAACAUGGACACGAUCAGCAAGACGUCAAUUAAAUGAUAGUUUUUUACUUUUUCA